UGCCAUCCAGCUUGUCGGUUAUGAUGGACCUUUCAGUUGGGACUCACGAUUGUUAAUUUGCCAUUUUCACGCUGCGCCACCAGAGUUCUGGUUCAACCGAUUGGGAGGUGUAUGAUUAGGGAUUGUUGCUUGACUUAAGAUGCCGGUGGUUCCGGAGUGUCGGGACGCGUUGCACAUGGGAGCGUCGAAUCCCUGGUUACUGUUGAUUUCCUGCACAACUCUGGGUUCCUUAGUCCACAGCUGGGGGUGUGAUGAGGCACAUCUUGCACUGUUUGCAACAUACCCGCUGCCAUCCCCAGUCCUAGUUCCUUUUAGUUUUGGACAAGGGUUUUUGUGAUUAGAGUACAUUCACUCGUGGGAGAUCUCUGUUUUCAAGAAAUGUACGCGGUGCUUUUCAAAAAUGUAGCGGUAGCACUGGGGUCGUAUUUUCGAGUACAAAUGUGACGAUCGAGCAUUUGAGUAGUCGAUACGUGUCGAUAGUUCGUGUGAUCUCUUUCAGUUGGGGGCAACAUUGGGAAGCGCAUUCAAAGUUGCUUAAUUCUUCAAAGUUUUUUUUAAAGUUUACAAUGGUGGAGGUUACGCCCAGGUUGAACGUGAGCCAAUGCUGAGAAAGAAAUUUUAGGAAUGCUCCGCGUUGUGCACCAAGCAAGAUUCCUACUUCGCAUGCUUUAUGGAUUUUGGUUUAGAAGCUGCGUCCCUAGUGUUGUGGUGAGUGGAUUGUCGUGUCCAAGUUUCAAAGUUCACACCCAAGUUCCAACUAGAUUCAAUAUCUGCGCAUCCAGAUGAAGAAUCUCUUGCCGAUCACCUUGAUGGAGGCAUUCAGAAGUUUCAGUUCAAGUAGGGGGGCAACUGUGGCGACGAAAUUUCUAAGGGGUAGGCGUUUGAAGACGGACAUGAUUCUAAGAGUGGCAUUGAUAGUAAGUAUUGUGCAAAUAGUCUCCGCUAAACAGUAUGAUGCAGCUUUCCAGGUGAGAUUAUGUGAUCACAACCAAUGCCAUCAAACUCGCGAGAUGGCGCCCAACAUGUGGGGUUUGAUCGUCACACUUCUGAGUUUGACUACCGAUGCUUGGGGGUUCGCCUCUUCUUCGGAGUUCGCGUGGCGGCUGCUACUGGUAUUCGUUGCGGGACCAAUCAUGCCCGUUUGGAGUUUAAUCGAAGUGCUCGGAAAAGCUUUUGUGGGUAUGAGGCUUACGAAGAAGCUUGGUAGAUCUACGAUGACAGUGGCUAAAAGUAAUUCCGCGAACAUCAUUGCACAAUGCGACGUGUUGUUGGGAAUGAGUGAAGACGCUGCCACAAGAUUUCCGGUGAUGCAUACCGAGCAAAAUUACAGCAUCGACGUGUUGCUCACACCUCUGGAGGUCGGUAACCGGCGCGAAAGUGAGGCAUUGGUGCUACUCAACGACCGGGGCAAGGAAGCCCUUCUAAGAGCCAAUGUGCUGCCCAAGUACGAACAGCUACGCUUCCUGCAUGGCUACAGUGGCCUCGCCAUUGCCGUCACAGCAGCGCAAGCACUUGGCUACAUUUUCGGGGUCAUAUCCCGCGCUAGUCAAAGCCUCAACGCAACGCCCAUCGAGAGGAUUUGCAUGGCACUAAGCUUCAUCGUCUUAUUGAAAGCCGGCUUGUACACAAUCGCCAGCAGCUGCCACCACCCACUGCUCCUCCACGUCUCCUCUGACCACGAAGAAGGCGUUCUGGAAGCAUGCAAGGACACCAAAUACAACGAGCAUGACGAAUACAUGGUGGAGAUCCAGACCCUCAUCUGCACGGAGCUGGUGCUCGCCAUUCUCCUCGGCCUUUCCAUUGUGGCGAUCUGGUAUAUCAUCCAGUAUAAUGUCUUCGAUUCCCUACCCAGUUUCUUCUUCGGCAUUGGCAUCUUCCUGCAGAUGAUCAUUGCGCUCCUCAUGUUCGGCAAGUCCAUCCGCAUCCCAAGUCUUCUUCGCACCAAAUUCUGCUCCAUCUUCAUUGUUGCCAUCUGCUCCCUGGUGAACGUUACUGCCUACACACUCGCAGUCAUCGCCACCAUCAAGAAUUGGCACACCAGCGGCUUCAGCUUCAAGAGCUAUCUCUCAGAUUCAUUGCCCCACAUCGGCUAAAACCUCAACAACCCUCUCUCAUCAACUUCAUUGUGAGUGUUCCAGAUCCAUUACUUUUCAAAUCCCUUUUUAUGAUUCGUGAGAUUCCUCACACCCUUUCUCAUCACCUUCAACCUUUAUCCUGGUUUUGCCUUCUACAUGCACAUCCAAGAUGUGUGUACAAAAAUGAUGCAGAUCUGUGUGUUUUAUUAGCACUGUAUGUCUCCCAGGUAGCUCGUCAUCUCAGUUCUAAGAGUUGGGUUAUUCUUGCAGCAUCUGUAGUUUAGAGUAGCGGUAAGUGUGCUUCCUGAACCGAGCAUGGUCUGAAAUUGUAUCUAAUGUCAUAGAAACCGAGUUUAUUUUUAACAUUUUUUUCUCUCUAUUAAAGUCAAUUUCAUGUUGAAGCUUCAGAAGCUCUCUGUGGAAGUGAUCGUUUAGGAUUGUGUUGACGCUGGGAGUGGCAGUUUCGUGUCCUGAUGACAUGGCUUCAGUGCAAGUUUUAUUUUUAUU
This is a messenger RNA of Physcomitrium patens, 2582 nucleotides long. RefSeq lists its product as uncharacterized. Lineage: Eukaryota; Viridiplantae; Streptophyta; Bryopsida; Funariales; Funariaceae. The record is from RefSeq and is a predicted model, not a curated record.